UGAGCCUUAGGGUUUCUUAUAUGAUUUAUGACCGCCUCUAGAAGAACACAACAAUCACAAUAUUCAUUCAUACAUUCACCAAUCGCACAAAACUGAGGCUCAGCUUCUUAAUCGCUUCUUCCAAAUUCUUCAUCAAACUAGCAUGUUCUCUUACUCCAAAGAUUUUUGAUGCUUAGAGCGAUAAAGAGAGCUGCCCAGUCCGUUCAUAAAAUAAAUAGAGGCAGAUACGUGGAAGUGAGUAGAAAUGGGCCAAUUGUCCCGGUUGGACCAAAUACCCAUCACUGCCGGUUCUACAUGCCGUAUAAGCUUCAUAGUGAAGCACAUAGUUCAUUUUGGGGGCUUGCGACAAGGGAAAGCUUUAACAAAUGCGGUUCUUUUAGAAAAUUUUCUGUAAGCUCAGCAAGUAAUGAAUUUACACACCAUUCUCAGAUUGCUUGGAAAAGGCUGUACAGAAAGUACUGUUCCAGUGGUGAUAGUAGUAGAUUUUCUCCCACCAUAAAUAUGAUUGCUCAGGCAGUGAGCUUGGCUUUGACUCGCUCUUAUUUGCUGGUACCUGGUAUUUUUGCAUUUACAUGUGGAGAGCUUGCAUUGUCCCAGCGAAGUUGGGGAGAUGCAGAACGUUACCAACCACAGGAAGGAUUGUAUAUGCGUGCACAAGAUGGGUAUAAUUACAUGUUUACAUUUACGUUCAUGAUAGUUGAAGGUUUUGUCUUAUUAGCGAGGGCUCUAUAUCUAGCAAUAUUAUUCACUCCAACCAUUGUGAUGGGACCGUUUGCAGAUUAUUUUGGACCAAAUUUUAGGAAACUGUGGCUCCGCGUUGUUCAUCGAACUCUAGAAAAAGCAGGUCCUGCUUUCAUAAAAUGGGGUCAGUGGGCAGCUACGCGACCUGAUCUUUUUCCUCGAGAUCUAUGCACUCAGCUUUCUGAACUUCAUAGUAAAGCUCCUGAGCAUAGUUUCAGUUACACAAAGAAAACCAUUGAAAAAGCAUUUAACCGAAAACUUCCCGAAAUUUUUGACAAUUUUGAAGAGAUUCCUGUUGCAUCUGGAAGCAUUGCCCAAGUGCACCGUGCUACAUUAAAAUAUCGUUAUCCUGGUAAACAAGCAAAACCGCUGGUGGUUGCCGUGAAGGUUAGACAUCCCGGUGUGGGAGAAUCAAUCAGAAGGGAUUUUGCUAUUAUCAAUACGGCAGCAAAAAUUUCCAUGUUCAUUCCCGCUCUUAAGUGGUUAAGAUUAGAUGAGAGUGUACAACAGUUUGCAGUUUUUAUGAUGUCCCAAGUUGACCUUGCUAGGGAAGCUGCUCAUUUGAACCGCUUCAUUUAUAAUUUCCGCAGCUGGAAGGACGUUUCUUUCCCUAAGCCUGUCUAUCCACUUGUGCACCCUGCUGUAUUGGUAGAAACAUAUGAAAAAGGAGAAAGUGUCUCACGUUAUGUUGAUGGUUUUCAAGGACAAGAACAUUUUAAAUCUGCUCUUGCUCAUAUCGGGACUCAUGCACUUUUGAAGAUGCUUCUGGUGGACAACUUCAUUCAUGCAGAUAUGCAUCCUGGGAAUAUCCUUGUUCGGGGCAAGUCUAGCAAACGACUUUUCAGAUCAAAGCCUCAUGUAAUUUUCUUAGACGUAGGCAUGACUGCUGAACUCUCUGGUAGUGAUAGGGUAAAUUUACUGGAAUUUUUCAAAUCUGUUGCCCGCCGGGAUGGCCGUACCGCUGCAGAAUGCGCACUCAGUUUAUCAAAGAAACAGAAUUGUCCUAAUCCAAAGGCUUUCAUUGAGGAAGUGGAAGAGGCGUUUACUUUUUGGGGCACCCCAGAAGGUGACAUAGUUCAUCCUGCAGAGUGCAUGGAGCAAUUACUUGAGAAAGUCAGGCGUCAUAGAGUUAAUAUUGAUGGUAAUGUUUGUACUGUCAUGGUGACGACCUUGGUUCUUGAGGGUUGGCAGCGAAAGCUUGAUCCUGGGUACGAUGUGAUGCAGACGCUGCAGACUUUGCUGCUUAGAGCUGAUUGGGCAAAGGACCUUUCUUACACAAUUGAUGGACUCAUGGCUCCUUGAUUAGAGGAGGUUUUUUUUAUUCGUUGUUAAGGCUCUUGAGAAACAAUUUUGACAACAUAACCCCCAAAACAUCUCAGUGUCCUAAGGGCUCCCUCAAGACUGCCGUUUCUUUGUUUUUUUUUUAAAUAUUCUUUGAAAAAUCUAUCCCUGUAUUUGUUUAAUUUCCAACAGAAAUUUUAUGAGAAUCACAGUUUACGAGUAAAAUAGAUGUAGAAAGAAUAAAGCAGCGACUAGUUCUCUCCCUCCUUUAUCCCCUACUUUGUAGUUGUAGCUCCACGAUGAACCAAGAAAGGUAUUGGGAAUUUGCCUAUAAAACUGCUAUAUUA
Molecule: messenger RNA, 2369 nt
Organism: Medicago truncatula (barrel medic)
Lineage: Eukaryota; Viridiplantae; Streptophyta; Magnoliopsida; Fabales; Fabaceae
Product: ABC1 family protein YPL109C, mitochondrial
Exons: 5
Coding region: 169-2043 (624 amino acids)
Source: RefSeq, a predicted model, not a curated record